CUUUUUAUUUGAGGUAAUUUAUGGCUGAAAAUGACAAAAAUACAACUCAAAUUACUGCAUUUGCAGGUGAAAAUCCCAAAGUAGACCUUCCUGCAAAAGAAAAGGAAACCAGGGAAAAACCAACUGAAGGAGAAAAAAUGAACCCUUCAUCAAAAGAGGUAGAAAUGACCUCUACCCAAUCAACAUCUCAAGUUGGGCAGGAAGCUAUUAAUAGCAUGACUGCCUCCAUGGAUGGGAUCAAACUUAAAAAAAGACUAUCUGGUGCACAGAAAAAGAAACUUGCCCGAGAAAAGAAGAUGGCUGAAGGUACCUGGGUUGAAAAACCCAAACCAAAGCAGAGAGGCGAGAAAAGACAAAGCCAAAGGAUGGAACAAGAUGUAGCCCCAAAGGCUGCCAGGAAAGAAGGACCUGAAGGCAUAACCUUUAAGGAAGCUCUAACGGCAGUCAAAACGGCUGUGAUUCUUGAAGGACAUCCUCUUGAGCGCUUAUCCGAAGAACAGGCCCUAGACCUUGAGUUCUUGAUAACUGAAAAAAUUUCUAGAAAUGAAGAGGGUUUUGUCCCCACUUUUCUUUCUUGCAGACUAGAAAAUGGGGCACUUAUCAUCAAUUGUGCAGAUCUGGGGAGCUCUAAGUGGCUGGAACAGAUUGUAGUUGAGAUAAACCCAUGGCAGGAGCAAACUCUCUUGGUAGGAGAGGCAAGGAAACUUGUCAGAACUACUAAGAUCAUUGCUANGAGGCACAAAAUGGUGGGCUUACUCCAACCGAAUGGAACAUACUUCAUCGGAAGAACGAACCAUCAGGACAGACCAUCGUCCUUAGCGUGCCUGAACUGGACGCGGCAACACUUGGCAAAAGGGGAUAUAAAUUUUAUAUCGGACUUCACCAUGUUCAAGCCAAAGUCCUAG
Parasteatoda tepidariorum (common house spider) is the source of this 905-nucleotide messenger RNA. The record is from RefSeq and is a predicted model, not a curated record. Lineage: Eukaryota; Metazoa; Arthropoda; Arachnida; Araneae; Theridiidae.